AUGGCUCUCCAACAGUUUGUCUACUGUGUCUCUGUGAUGACCAUUCUCUUAUAUAAAGGUGUGUCCAUCAGGUUAGCUGGGUCUGGAGCAACACAGUGUUCUGGCAGAGUUGAAAUUUAUUACAAUAACAUCUGGGGAACAGUCUACGGUGAUGGCUGGGACUUAAACGAGGCUGAGGUUGUUUGCAGACAGUUAAACUGUGGAACAGCAAUACAGGCUCCUCUAUCAUCUUACCGUAGUCCAGGAGCUUAUCAAAUUUGGCUUUAUAAUUUGGCCUGUUCAGGAAGUGAAAGUUCUUUAACUCAGUGUCAUUACACUGGAUGGGGAAUGUACAAUAAUAAUAAUAAUUAUUAUAAUUAUUAUUAUUAUUAUGAUGCUGGUGUCAUCUGUUCAGAUCUGAUCAGAUUAACUGGAUCUGGAUCGACUCGAUGUUCUGGCAGAGUUGAAGUUUAUCACAAUAACAGCUGGGGAACAGUCUGUGAUGAUGGCUGGGACUUAAAUGAUGCUGCAGUGGUUUGCAGACAGUUAAACUGUGGGUCGGCACUGGAAGUUCCUCAAUCAGCUCAGUUUGGUGCAGGAACUGGACAGAUUUGUCUUGAUAAUGUGGGCUGUUCAGGAAAUGAAAGUUCUCUAAUUGAAUGUAACGGCAGUGGAUUUGGGACAUACAGUUGUGGAAAUCACCAUGAUGCUGAUGUCAUCUGUUCAGAUCGGAUCAGAUUAGCCGGGUCUGGAUUGACUCGAUGUUCUGGAAGAGUUGAAAUUUAUUACAAUAACAUCUGGGGAACAGUCUGUGAUGAUUACUGGGACUUAAAAGACGCUCAGGUUGUUUGCAGACAGAUAAACUGUGGGACGGCACUAGAGGCUCCUCGAUCAGCUCUCUUUGGUGCAGGAACUGGACAGAUUUGGCUUGAUAAUGUGGGCUGUUCAGGAAAUGAAAGUUCUCUAAUUGAAUGUAAAUACAACCAAUUUGGAACAAAUAACUGUGGACAUCAACAAGACGCUGGUGUCAUCUGUUCAGCUGGAUCUGGAUUGACUCGAUGUUCUGGCAGAGUUGAAGUUUAUCACAAUAACAGCUUUGGAACAGUCUGUGAUGAUGGCUGGGACUUAAAUGAUGCUGAGGUUGUUUGUAGACAGUUAAACUGUGGGUCUGCACUGGGGGUUCCUCGAUCUGCUCACUUUGGUGCAGGAACUGGACAGAUUUGGCUUGAUCAUGUGACCUGCUCAGGAAGUGAAGGCUCAUUAACUCAGUGUCAACAUGGUGGUUUUGGAACAAACAACUGUGUACAUAAUCAAGAUGCUGGUGUCAUCUGUUCAGGUGAGAAAGAUUUUUGGAUCAGAUUAGUUGGAUCUGGAUCGACUCGAUGUUCUGGAAGAGUUGAAAUAUUUCACAAUAACAGCUGGGGAACAGUCUGUGAUGAUAAUUGGGACUUGAAUGAUGCUCAAGUGGUUUGCAGAGAGUUAAACUGUGGGACGGCACUAGGAGCUCCUCCAUUCGCUCAGUUUGGUGCAGGAACUGGACAGAUUUGGCUUGAUAAUGUGACCUGUUCAGGAAAUGAAAAUUCUCUAACUGAGUGUCAGCACAGUGGAUUUGGAUCAAACAAAUGUGGACAUGAUCACGAUGCUGGUGCCAUCUGUUCAGGUGUUCCCAUCAGAUUAACUGGAUCUGGAUUGACUCGAUGUUCUGGCAGAGUUGAAGUUUUUUACAAUAACAUCUGGGGAACAGUCUGUGAUAAUGGCUGGGAUGUAAAUGAUGCUCAGGUGGUUUGCAGACAGUUAAACUGUGGGACAGCACUACAGGCUCUUCCAUCAGCUUACUUUGGUGCAGGAACUGGACAGAUUUGGUUUUCGUAUAUGACCUGUUCAGGAAAUGAAAAUUCUUUAACAGAGUGUCAACACAGUGGAUUUGGAACAAACAACUGUGGACAUCAACAAGAUGCUGGUGUCUUCUGUUCAGGUGUGGUCAGAUUAGCCGGGUCUGGAUCGACUCGAUGCUCUGGCAGAGUUGAAGUUUAUCACAAUAACAUCUGGGGAACAGUCUGUGAUAAUGGCUGGGAUGUAAAUGAUGCUCAGGUGGUUUGCAGAGAGUUAAACUGUGGGACAGCACUACAGGCUCCUCGAUCAGCUUACUUUGGUGCAGGAACUGGACAAAUUUGGCUUGAUAACAUGGGCUGUUGGUAUGAAGGUUCUUUAAUUGAGUGUCAACACAGUGGUUUUGGAACAAACAACUGUGAACAUGCUCAGGAUGCUGGUGUCAUCUGUUCAGUCCGGUUAGUUGGGUCUGGAUCGACUCGAUGCUCUGGAAGAGUUGAAUUCUAUUAUGGCAACACCUGGGGAACAGUCUGUGACAAUGGCUGGGACUUAAAUGAUGCAGAGGUGGUGUGCAGAGAGUUAAACUGUGGGACGGCACUACAGGCUCCUCGAUCAGCUCACUUUGGGGCAGUACGUAGACGGAUUUGGCUUGAUAAUGUGACCUGUUCAGGAAAUGAAAGUUCUCUAACUCAGUGUCAACAUCGUGGAUUUGGAACAUACACCUGUGGAUCUUAUCAGACUGCUGGUGUCAUUUGUUCAGGAAGAAUAAUAUUAACAAUCUCAGAAUAUUCUUCAUUAUUUUUCCUGACAGGUCCAAUCAGAUUAGUUGGAUCUGGAUCCACUCGAUGCUCUGGAAGAGUUGAAAUCUAUCACAAUAAUAGCUGGGGAACAGUCUGUGAUAAUGGCUGGGACUUAAACGAUGCUGCGGUGAUUUGCAGACAGAUAAACUGUGGGAUAGCACUACAGGCUCCUCGAUCAGCUCACUUUGGUGCAGGAACUGGACAGAUUUGGUUUGACAAUGUGACCUGUUCAGGAAAUGAAAGUUCUCUAACUGACUGUCAACACAGUGGAUUUGGAUCAAAAAAGUGUGGACAUGAUAAAGAUGCUGGUGUCAUCUGUUCAGGUCUGAUCAGAUUAGUUGGCUCUGGAUCGACUCGAUGCUCAGGAAGAGUUGAAAUCUAUCACAAUAACAUCUGGAGAACAGUCUCUGAUUUUAACUGGGACUUAAAUGAUGCUGAGGUGGUUUGUAGACAGAUAAACUGUGGACCGGCACUACAGGCUCCUCGAUCAGCUCAUUUUGGUGCAGGAACUGGACAGAUUUGGCUUGAUAAUGUUGCCUGUUCAGGAAGUGAAAGCUCGCUGACUGAGUGCCAAAGCAGUGGAUGGAGAACAUACAUCUAUGGACAUGGCAAUGACGCAGGUGUUAUCUGUUCAGGUGAGAAACUUUUAGAUUUUCAAUACAGGGCAAGUCAGUCUGUUCUUGUGCAUCAUACAUAAAUUUUUUCUCUUUUUUACUUUAAGGAAUAUUUUAAAAUACUCUUCAUAUCUUUUUGCCUCACAGGUCCAGUCAGAUUAACUGGGUCUGGAUCGACUCGAUGUUCUGGCAGAGUUGAAGUUUACUACAAUAACAUCUGGGGAACAGUCUGUGAUGAUGGCUGGGACUUAAAUGAUGCCGUGGUGGUUUGCAGAGAGCUGAACUGUGGGUCGGCAGUAAAGGCUCCUCGAUCAGCUCAUUUUGGUGCAGGAACUGGACAGAUUUGGCUUGAUAAUGUGACCUGUUCAGGAAAUGAAAGUUCUCUAACUGAGUGUCAACACAGUGGAUUUGGAUCAAACAGAUGUGGACAUGGUCAGGAUGCUGCUGUCAUUUGUUCAGGUCCGAUCAGAUUAGUUGGCUCUGGAUCGACGCACUGCUCUGGAAGAGUUGAAGUUUAUCACAAUAACAGCUGGGGAACAGUCUGUGAUUUUAACUGGGACUUAAAUGAUGCUGCAGUGGUUUGCAGACAGUUAAACUGUGGACCGGCACUAGAGGCUCCUCGAUCAGCUCAUUUUGGUGCAGGAACUGGACAGAUUUGGCUUGAUAAUGUGACCUGUUCAGGAAGUGAAAGUUCUCUAACGGAGUGUCAGCAUCUUGGAUUUGGAGUGCACAUCUAUGGACAUGGCAAUGACACAGGUGUUAUCUGUUCAGGUGAGAAACUUUUAGAUAUUCAAUACAGGGCAAGUCAGUCUGUUCUUGUGCAUCAUUCAUGAAAUUUUUCUCUUUUUUACUUUAAGGAAUAUUUUAAAAUACUCUUCAUAUCUUUUUGCCUCACAGGUCCAGUCAGAUUAACUGGGUCUGGAUCAACUCAAUGUUCUGGCAGAGUUGAAGUUUACUACAAUAACAGCUGGGGAACAGUCUGUGUUGACGGCUGGGACUUAAAUGAUGCCGCGGUGGUUUGCAGAGAGCUGAACUGUGGGUCGGCAGUAAAGGCUCCUCAAUCGGCUCAGUUUGGUCCAGGAACUGGACAGAUUUGGCUUGAUAAUGUGACCUGUUCAGGAAAUGAAAGUUCUCUAACUGACUGUAAACACAGUGGAUUUGGAAUAAAAAAAUGUGAACGUGGUCAGAGCGCUACUGUCAUCUGUUCAGGUGUGCCCAUUUUAUUGGCUGGGUCUGGAUCGACUCGUUGCUCUGGCAGAGUUGAAGUUUAUCACAAUAACAUCUGGGGAACAGUCUGUGAUGAUGGCUGGGACUUAAAUGAUGCUGAGGUGGUUUGCAGACAGUUAAACUGUGGGACAGCACUAAAAGCUGCUCAAUCAGCUCACUUUGGUGCAGGAACUGGACAGAUUUGGCUUGAUGACGUGGGCUGUUCAGGAAAGGAAACUUCUCUAACUGGGUGUCAGCACAAUGGAUGGGGAGCACACAACUGUGGACAUGGUGAGGAUGCUGGUGUCAUCUGUUCAGGUUCACCCAUCAGAUUAGCUGGGCCUGAAUCAACUCAAUGCUCUGGCAGAGUUGAAGUUUAUCACAAUAACAUCUGGGGAACAGUCUGUGAUGAUGGCUGGGACUUAAAUGAUGCUGAGGUGGUUUGCAGAGAGUUAAAAUGUGGACCGGCACUACAGGCUCCCCAGUUUGCUUACUUUGGUCAAGGAACUGGACAGAUUUGGCUUGAUGAAGUGACCUGUUCAGGAAAUGAAAACUUUCUAACUGGGUGUCAGUUCAGUGGAUUUGGAGCACACAACUGUAAACAUUCUCAGGAUGCUGGUGUCAUUUGUUCAGACAGUAUUAGUCUCAUUUCCGGUUCUGGAUCGACUCGAUGCUCUGGCAGAGUUGAAAUCUAUCACAACAACAUCUGGGGAACAGUCUGUGGUGAUGGCUGGGACUUAAAUGAUACUGAGGUGGUUUGCAGAGAGUUAAACUGUGGACCGGCACUAAAAGCUACUCAGAUGGCUCACUUUGGUGCAGGAAGUGGACAGAUAUGGCUUGAUAAUGUGACCUGUUCAGGAAAUGAAAGUUUGCUAACUGAGUGUCAACACAGUGGAUGGGGAACAAACAACUGUGCACACGAUCAGGAUGCUGGUGUCAUCUGUUCAGAUGUAGUAAUGCUAUUAGUUGGCUCUGGAUUGACAAAGUGCUCUGGCAGAGUUGAAAUCUAUCACAAUAACACCUGGGGAACAGUCUGUGGUGAUAACUGGGACUUAAAUGAUGCUCAGGUGGUUUGCAGACAGUAUAACUGUUGGACAGCACUAGAAGCUCCUCAGAACGCUUACUUUGGUGAAGGAACUGGAGAAAUAUGGCUUGAUGAAGUGACCUGUUCAGGAAAUGAAAACUUUCUAACUGAGUGUCAACGCAGUGGAUUUGGUGUACAUGAUUGUGACCAUUCUAAAGACGCUAGUGUCAUCUGUUCAGCUCCGUGGGCAAAUGCCCCCUCCGAAGGUGUGACACCCAGUGAGAAAAUAGCAAGUUCAAAGAAGUUCUUGGUGAAAGUGAAUCUGGCUGCUGUCGACUCCUCCGUGGACAUGAAAGACCCAGCUGUGAUGGAAUCCAUCAUGAAUUCGGUCAAAAAUGAGUUGGGAGGUACGACUGGUGACCUAAAAGUGAGCUGGUGGAAACCUCCAGAAAAGAAAGAUAUCAAAAAACAAGAGGCGUGUACUCCAUAG
This is a messenger RNA of Neolamprologus brichardi, 5943 nucleotides long. NCBI's taxonomy places the organism in Eukaryota, Metazoa, Chordata, Actinopteri, Cichliformes, Cichlidae. The record is from RefSeq and is a predicted model, not a curated record.